AAAUUAUCGACCUGCAUCUGCAUAUCCAGUAAACUUUGGAAUCAAUACUAAACCGCCUCCUGGUUAUAGUCCCGCACAUUGUUCAAUGAUGUAUCCACGUCAACACAUCCAACCAACUGUGUUACCUUCGCAUAACAUCCCACCAAUACACCCAAAUAUGCCCCUAUUUUUGGGAUACAGACAACAUAUGCAUGCGGCACCGAUAAGUAUAAAUAAUGAGCACGAUUUUUAUGCUAUAUAUAAUCAACAGUUUUAUAACGGGAACUGAUUAUAUAUUUCUGUCAUAAUUCGGCCAGUGCACAGUCGAAUAACGUUGUACUAAAUGUAACAAUCUUAUCAGAAAAUGCUGUCCUGAUGUUUUUCGUUACCAAAAGAAUUUUAUUAACGCUUUAUUUUAAGAAUAGUUAGUGUACAUUUCGUUUGAAAAUUGCCGGUUUUUGUGGAUAUAACGCUUUGAGGGGGAUUUUUCCUGUAAGUAUUAUAUGACAAUUAAAAUUAUUUCUUAGGUUCAUAAAUAAUGUAAGAGAUGUCCAAUUUUUUAAGUUUAUUAGUUAAUUAAAAGUUUUCGUACAUCUAUAAAUUUACUGAAAGAGUUGUCCUUAGGUGAAAAAACUGAAAUUCUAAUAGUCUCUUUAACUAGCAAAAAACGAACUUAACUAAAAAAUUUCAUUGACAAAAGAUUAAGGUAAUAAAGCAACUCCUAUUCAGGCAAA
Dendroctonus ponderosae (mountain pine beetle) is the source of this 713-nucleotide messenger RNA. RefSeq lists its product as uncharacterized. The record is from RefSeq and is a predicted model, not a curated record. Lineage: Eukaryota; Metazoa; Arthropoda; Insecta; Coleoptera; Curculionidae.